Molecule: messenger RNA, 687 nt
Organism: Colletotrichum spaethianum
Lineage: Eukaryota; Fungi; Ascomycota; Sordariomycetes; Glomerellales; Glomerellaceae
Product: dynactin, isoform
Exons: 3
Coding region: 1-687 (228 amino acids)
Biological process (GO): establishment of mitotic spindle orientation; nuclear migration involved in conjugation with cellular fusion
Cellular component (GO): spindle; microtubule associated complex; cell tip
Source: RefSeq, a predicted model, not a curated record
AUGUCGGACCUAGCAGUUGGCCAGACGGUGCGCCUGCCCGAUGGCCGGUCCGGUAUCGUGCGCUUUGUCGGCAACACGCACUUCGCCAGCGGCGAUUGGGUGGGCGUCGAGCUCGAGGAUGACAGCGGGAAAAACGAUGGCAGCGUCCAGGGCGAGCGGUAUUUCGACUGCUCCAUGGGGCAUGGCCCCCCGGCGGCAGCGAAGCCGGCUCGCAGGCCUAGUCGGCCGACCAGCUUCAAUCCAGGCACGGGACGGACUGCCAGCGAUGCGGGAUUGACCAAGAGAAUGAGCCUCAAUGCUCCGAGUCCAAGUCCGGGUCCUAAGGCGGCUCGACCGCCGAGUAUACUGAGGUGUUCAGUCACCGACCAAGUCACCAACAAAACAGCUCGGAUCAGCAACUUCGAGUACUGCGCCAUCACGAACUACGACGCCCUCGAACACUCGUACACCGGCCGUCGGGGCGAAGGCACGGCCAAGCGUUGGGGCAUCUCGCACAUCCAUGGGCCCUCCCGCAAUGCCCGCUUCCAGAACUACCCGGCAGCCCUCGACGUCUUCAGCACCGACAAGACCGACCCCAGGAAGACCCACGAGCGGUCGACUCUCAAUGACUGGGCGGGCGACGACCUCUGCCAGACGGCCGUCUGCGGAUUUGGGAGCUGGGAAGCAGGCAGCGGACAGUGGAGAUGA